AUGGACAAUUUUUACAAUUUCUUAUCAAUUAGAGGAAUUAAACGUAUACCAAGAUCAUUAACAAAUAACACUAAUAGGACUAGAGCUGAUAAUGUGAAUACUGUUAUAAGUAAUAUUAGAAAUGAAAAUGAAGUACAAACAGAUGAUUAUACACCAUUAAUUCAAAUUUUCAAUGAUGAUGAGUUAGAUGAUCAAUAUAUUGAGUAUAUUUAUAAAGAUGAUGAUGAUAUAGAUAGAGAGUUUGAAUAUAUUCAAGUUGGUUAUCCUAAAAUUACAGAUAAUUAUAUCCCCAAUUGUUUAGAAUUUCCAUUACUUUCUGAUUUUAAAAAAUUUGAUUAUCAUAUUGAAGAUAUUGAUCCUUCAAAGCUAAUUACUAGUCAGCCUGCAUCUCAAUUCAAUGACAGUUUAAAAUUAAAACAUCUUGGUAUCACUCAUUUGUAUGGUUUUGAAGAUUCAAGAAAAUAUAAAAAUAAUUUAUCAACCAUCAUAUCUAAUUAUUUGAUUGUUGCUAUUAAUUCAGAGCUUCUACUUUUUGAAUUUGACAUGUUAAAUCAUUUACCAAAGGAAAAAUUGUUGUUUAGAUUUGAAACGAAGCCUGUUUUUACCACUAGUACUGAUCGAUUAAUUUCAACAUUUCCUUAUUUCCCACAUACGAUAAAUUAUGUAAAGUCUGGUGUAUUUUUAGGUAAAGAAGUGUUAUGUGCUUGUACUGAUAAUGGUAGUUUGUUAAUAUGGUACACUGAAGAUAUUCUGCAACAUGUGAAUGAUAAAAAAGAAAUCGUCAAGAUUGAUCCACAAUUCAAAAUCAAACUUGAAGCAUCAUUAUGGGGUCUAGAUUUUAAAGAUAAUGUCAUAGUUGUAUCCGAUAACUCCCAGAGUAUCACAUUAUUAGUAUAUCAUGAAUUAGAUGAAAGAUUUUAUCAUGAAAAGUCACAUCAAAUAUUACACAACAUACCAGAUGUCUCAAUUGUAGAGUAUAAUAAGUUUGAAGUUUCUGUUGCUUGUGUUUCAAUAUCUGGUGAAAUUGUAAUAUUUAAUUUCAAAUUUAAGAUAUUUCAAGGUGCUUUAAAUAAAGAAGAUUAUGAGUAUUUCAAGAACGAGUCAUUAUAUUAUACUGAUUCAACAAUGGAGCAUCUAGAAAAUAGGAAUAACAUCCAACCAGAAGAACUACUAGAGUUAAAACUGAGGAAAUUUAAGCGUAUCAAUUUUGAUACUCCUGAAAUUAUUUCCCGUUGUGUUUUAAAUGAUGAUUGUUGGACAGUUGAAUCAAUUGAUAAAAAUUGGUUUUUGGAAGUUGGUUCAUUAGCUACAGUAUUUGGUGAUGAUACAAUUAAUGAACAAGAAGAAAUGAGUAAAAUACAACAAGAAUCUAAAAUACUAGGAUUUCCUUCAAUUUGGCAAUUUCAUGAGUGUAAAACAGUUAGUUUUGAAAAUAACAACUCAGUCAAAUUAGUUUCAGUAGAUGAUGAGUAUCGAAGAAUACAUAAAGAUAUGAGAUUGAAUAAAUUGAAGAAGAUUUUAAUGAUUUCAACAGCUUCCAAGAUUGCAAUUUUUAAUUAUCCUUCAUUAUAUUGUAAUUCAAAUACAAAUAAAGUUUUCAAUUUAAAUAUACCAUGUUCUGAAGAAAGUCGAUUUGCAAAUAGAAUGUCAAUAUCAUUAAUAAUUCCUAAAUUAUCUUGUUUUAUUUCAUGUCUGCAACAAGGACUAAUUACAAUAAUGAGAUUAUGUACUUAUAAAGGUAUUUAUGGAAUGCGACAAGAAUAUAUUUUUCCGAACGCAUUAAGAUUAGCAUUGGGAUAUCAUGGACAUAGAACAAUUAUUGGAUUAUCAAUUAAAGAUCGAACAAUAACUGAUGCAAGAUAUUUAUUAUAUAUUAUAUAUAAUGAUGGGUUAGUGUUAACGUAUGAAUUAAGUCUGUCUGGUACAGAAUUGAAUAUAUAG
Messenger RNA from Insectozyma verbasci, 1941 nucleotides. NCBI's taxonomy places the organism in Eukaryota, Fungi, Ascomycota, Pichiomycetes, Serinales, Debaryomycetaceae. The record is from the annotation of a GenBank genome assembly.